Molecule: messenger RNA, 4946 nt
Organism: Scatophagus argus
Lineage: Eukaryota; Metazoa; Chordata; Actinopteri; Scatophagidae
Gene: myo3b
Product: myosin IIIB
Exons: 24
Coding region: 223-3081 (952 amino acids)
Biological process (GO): protein phosphorylation
Cellular component (GO): myosin complex
Molecular function (GO): cytoskeletal motor activity; protein binding; protein kinase activity
Source: RefSeq, a predicted model, not a curated record
CCCUUCACAGUCCCACAAAGAAAUAUCACUGCCAUGUGACUGAGCAUUUCGAGGAUAAUUGGGUUGAGGUUUCACAAACGAGGGAGGCCCCUCUGGUUAAUGACCAAUGGCCGCACAAAGCCUUUCUUUUCUGCCAAUUAACCCAAAGAGAAACAAAAAAAAAAAAUUCAGUGUGGGAUUUUAUCCGGGUCAAACCAGGGCUGCAUACUUUCCUGCUAAGAGAUGCUGGUGUUGCAGGCCCUGCUGCGGCGAGCAUCAUGGGGUGUUUCCCCUUUUCCUUCCUGUCCAGAUUUUGGAGAUGGAAACGCGGAGGCGGCAAAGUGCAGGAGGUCACUGUAUGGACUGUUUCCUUACAAGUCCAGCAUGAUUGGCAUAGAGAACCUGGGCGAUCCGUCAGGUGACUGGGAUAUAGUGGAGACCAUUGGUAAAGGAACAUACGGCAAAGUCUACAGAGUGACCAACAAGAAGGAUGGGAGUCAGGCAGCAGUGAAAGUGCUAGACCCAGUCAAUGAUGUGGAUGAGGAGAUUGAGGCAGAAUACAACAUCUUGAGGUCCCUGUCCAACCACCCUAAUGUGGUGAAGUUUUACGGCAUGUUCUACAAGUCGGACAGCUUAUCGGGUGGACAACUUUGGCUUGUGCUUGAGCUGUGCAACGGCGGCUCUGUCACAGAACUCAUCAAAGGCCUGCUCAUCCGAGGCCAGCGUCUGCAGGAGCCCGUUAUCGCAUACAUCUUAUACAGUGCCCUGUUGGGUCUUCAGCAUUUGCACAACAACCGGAUUAUCCAUCGUGACGUCAAGGGCAACAACAUCCUCCUGACAACUGAAGGAGGAGUCAAACUGGUUGACUUUGGUGUCUCAGCUCAACUGACCAGUGCACGUCUGAGGAGGAACACAUCAGUCGGGACUCCAUUUUGGAUGGCUCCUGAGGUCAUAGCCUGUGAACAGCAGUACGACUACUCGUACGAUGCCCGCUGUGAUGUGUGGUCGCUCGGCAUUACGGCCAUUGAGCUGGCAGAUGGAGACCCCCCGUUGGCUGAGAUGCAUCCUGUUAAAGCCUUGUUCAAGAUCCCCCGAAAUCCCUCUCCUACUUUACGGAAUCCAGAGCAGUGGUGCAGAAGUUUCAGCCACUUCAUUGGCCAGUGUCUGAUAAAGGAUUUUGAGGCACGUCCGUCUGUAACCCACCUCCUGGAGCAUCCCUUCAUCAAGCAGGCCCACGGCAAAGAUGUGGCACUCCGACAGCAGUUGGCUGCUCUCGUUCAGGAGCAGCAAGAAGCAGGCUGCAAAACUAAAACCAAGCAUGAGCGGAUCAAUACUCGUAAAACCCUCAUAAUAGAGAGCUGUCCCGAUGAUGAUCUGGUAAACCUGGAGUUCUUAGAUGAGGAGACAAUAAUCAGCCAUCUCCAGAAGAGGUAUGAUGAGCUACAAGUGUACACUUAUGUUGGUGACAUCCUCAUCGCUCUCAAUCCUUUCCAGAAUCUCAGCAUCUACUCUCCCCAGUUCUCUAAGCUGUACCACGGCGUGAAGCGGGCUGACAACCCUCCACACAUCUUUGCUACUGCAGAUGCAGCCUAUAGAAGCAUGGUGACGUUCUGCAAAGACCAGUGUAUAAUAAUCAGUGGGGAGAGCGGUGCAGGGAAAACAGAGAGCGCCCAUUUGAUUGUUCAGCAUCUUACCUUCUUGGGAAAGGCAAAUAAUCGGACACUGCGUGAGAAGAUCUUGCAGGUGAACCCUCUUGUAGAGGCCUUUGGAAACGCCUGCACAGCCAUCAAUGACAACUCCAGCCGUUUUGGCAAAUACUUGGAGAUGAAGUUCACGCCCACUGGCGCGGUCAUCGGGGCCAAGAUAUCCGAGUACCUCCUGGAGAAGUCCCGAGUCAUCAAACAGGCUACGGGAGAGAAAAAUUUCCACAUAUUUUAUUACAUAUAUGCAGGACUUUACCACCAGAACAAGCUGAAGACUUACAGGCUACCCGACAGGACGCCCCCCAGGUAUAUUGACAGUCAGCACCACAAAGUGAUGCAAGACAUCGUCUCCAGCAAACUGUACAAGGAGCAGUUUGACGCAAUUCAGGAGUGUUUCCGAAAUAUCGGCUUUACCGAAGAGGAGCUCAACUCUGUUUACAGAAUUCUCUCAGCCAUUUUGAACACAGGCAAUAUUGAAUUUGCUGCCAUCACAUCCCAACAUCAGACUGAUAAGAGUGAAGUGCCUAACUCAGAGGCCUUAGAGAACGCUGCGUCUCUCCUCAGCAUCGGCCCUGAGGAACUCCAGGAGGCACUGACCUCCCAGUGUGUGGUCACCAGGGGCGAGACGAUCAUCCGCACCAACACCGUGGACAAAGCCGCCGAUGUCCGAGACGCCAUGUCCAAGGCCUUGUAUGGACGCCUCUUCAGCUGGAUAGUCAACCGCAUCAACUCCCUGCUGCAGCCUGACAUGAAUAUCUGUGCCGCAGAGAGCGGGAUGAAUGUGGGAAUCCUGGACAUCUUUGGAUUUGAAAACUUUAAGAAGAACUCUUUUGAACAAUUGUGCAUCAAUAUUGCAAACGAGCAGAUCCAGUUUUACUUCAACCAGCAUAUAUUUGCCCUUGAACAGAUGGAAUACCAGAGCGAGGGGGUGGAUGCCAGCCUGGUGGAGUACGAGGACAACAGGCCCAUCCUGGACAUGUUCCUGCAGAAGCCCAUGGGUCUGCUGUCCCUGAUGGACGAGGAGAGCCGCUUCCCUCAAGCCACUGACCAGACCUUAGUGGAUAAAUUUGAGGACAACUUGCGCUGCAAGUACUUUUGGAUACCAAAACGUGUGGAGCUUUGUUUCGGGAUUCAGCAUUAUGCAGGAAAGGUGAUGUACAGUGUGGACGGGUUUUUGGAGAAAAACAGGGACACUCUUCCUGCAGACAUCGUUGUGGUUCUGAGAACAUCGGAGAACAAACUUUUGCAGCAGCUGUUUUCCAGCCCUUUAACUAAAACAGGGACCUGUAAAUGCCUGCUUUCAGUCCCAGUGGCAUUAAAAGAAGCUUCAAUUCACAAAAGACACCUUAGCCGAGACUCUGGUAGAAAUCUGUGUGGUGUUUCUGUAAACUUCAAUUGAAGGUUGUGCACAAGGGAGCCUUCAGCCACUUCCCUUUUGCAAUUAACAGCUUCAGAGGAGUACACACUAUAAAAACAAAUUCAAGGAACACUUCAUUUCAGUGCACAAAGGCGCUGAAUAGAUACUAAGAUGUGCUGUAAUGUUUACUGCUGCUGACAUAGUGUCAUUUAGGUCUAAGAGCCUCUUUAUCUCCUUUUUGUUCCACUGCACUUUUGUCUGUCCUGCCAUUCAGACUGGUGGAUCACGUAAAUGUGAUGAUUUGUCGGAGAAAUAAACUGUUAGAGUGGUGCGCAGAUUAAGCCUUUUUAUCCUAAAGGGCUCGACCAAUGCUCACAGUUAUAGGCUCUUUUGCGUGUACGUUUCGAUGCUGUAUAACUGCAUUAGGCUUGCAGUCAACUCUCUGUUAUGUCUUUGGAGUUGGAGGUCCAAUUUUCCUCUUGCAGUUUGAGAAACUGCAGAUCAUCUCGUUAGAUAAAAGCUAUGAAACGCUCUGCUCCGGCUUAUCAUUCUGGAGUUUGCAGUUUAAAGUGAGAUACAGUAUAGCAUAAGAAAAUUAUAAAUCUAUUCUUCGGGGUAAAAUUUGUGGGGGGAUUUAAUUUGCAUUUUACUUCACAUUAUAGAUUCACUGUUAUCUGUGAAAUUACCAUUAUCUGGGGGGAUCUGAUGGAAAUCUGUUUUACACCAGGGUGGUUUCACACUCUGGGUCGCCUCCUCACAGUGUCACCACUAGGGGGCACUCUUGUAGACCUGCAGCUUGACACUGAAGUAAAUAAUGUACCUGAAAUGUCAAACUACUCACAUAAAUGCAGCAAACGCUCCCGUUUCUGCAGGUACACAAAAUACAGGAACAAUUUCUCCCAGAUUUUUUUUCGCCAUGUUAUAUUUUGUUAAAGAUUAACGCAGACAUACAAUCCACAUUAAUUUAAUAUUUCAGUACAUUACUUGUUCACCUCACAGACCAGAUUGAGAACGAGAUGGUCUGAGUAUCGAUGCGGUUUGUGUUUGGAGAACAGUAGGAAACUAAGAGGGCCCCAGAAAGUAAAAAGCUCCGAGGCUGUGAAUAGGGAGGCCACUUGAGCCCUGCAGAAUGUGGGUCCUUGAGGCUUGGACAUGUGGUGGUGUUUUGUCAGAGGAAAUGGGAUGUAUUUGCAUGGACAAAUUCAUCAGAGCCAGGGCCUUUCCCAGAUCAGGGGGUUCACAGUGUUUGAAUUGGCUGGGCUCAGAAGGGCCUGCCAGGGUCUGGGCAGCCUGUGGUCACAGUAUGGGUCUGUGUGUGUGUGUGUGUGUGUGUGUAGCCGCAGGGCUGCCUGGCCUCGCUGCUCAUAGCACAGCACCUCAAAACUGCCAGUCCUUUGUCAGAUCACAAUGAAAAUGGAGGAUGUGCAGUGUGAUGUGUUCCCUGUGAUAAGUUCACAGACAGUGGAGUGUAAAAACAUAUUUCCUGUUUAUUUCCUUGUUUCUUAUUGAUAUGCGCUAUUUAUCUUUUCCAGGGCUUGAACACUUUAUAAUGUAUGUAGAAAGAGAAUCAUUGGUAUGAGCAAGACCUGCACUGUGCUGCUGCAAUUUGUUGUCAUUUUGAAUUAUUAGCAUGCACACCAGCUGAGCACUUGAAAUAUUCAUGUGAUUAAACUCAAGCAGUGGCACCACGUAUGUAGAGGUGUCUGAUGUACUGCUACAUGUAUGUAUGUAGCGGAAAAUAUGUUACACCUGGAGUCAUGUAUUCUGUCCUACUUUAGUAUGAAAAUGACUUUUUGUGGUGAGGUCAUUUAACGUCCUCCUCUCCUCUCUGAGAUUGUAUGUAUUUAUUCUGUGACUGUUAAUCUGUGUGUUCUGCUAAAGCCAUAAAAAAAGACAGACAGCCAUGA